This is a messenger RNA of Suillus paluster, 1140 nucleotides long. RefSeq lists its product as uncharacterized. The transcript has 2 exons. The coding region runs from base 1 to 1140 and encodes 379 amino acids. NCBI's taxonomy places the organism in Eukaryota, Fungi, Basidiomycota, Agaricomycetes, Boletales, Suillaceae. The record is from RefSeq and is a predicted model, not a curated record.
AUGAACAACAUAUAUGAUGACAUGCCGGGUCUAGUUGACGCAGACGCUAAUAUGCAGCCAGGUAUACCCCCUCCACCAGGCGCGACAUUUAUGGCGGCUUAUCCGCGCCCGCACAACAUUCACGCUGGGUGGAAUGCUGCUAUACCUCACCCAUAUCCCUCAUAUCCUCCAUUCCCAACCCAGUCAGCAGCCCAAGAGCAAUGGGCGAGGUGGACUCAGUACUGGCAAGCUCAUGCCCCACAACCGCCAUCUAUGCCGAGUCCUUAUAUACCUCAUCCGCCGCUUAACGAGCCCGUCCGGGGGAGAUUAGCUCAACAUGCCCCUCGCGGGCGGAGUAAUAGCGCUUCUGCGGCUCUUCCUUCGAACUCGCAGCAACUAGCCUCAACAUGGGGUGCAUGGAACCCCUCGCAUUUCCAAAAUCACGCUAGACCUCCCAUCCAUUCAUUCGCGACAUACCCAAUUGCAAGUGCAAGCUUACACACGCCAGCAUCCGCAGUCUCGAUGUCACGGUCAUUAUCCGCAUCCUACGUGCCUCCAGAUUGGCCAGGAGACCCUCCCAAAAGCUGGAGACGGGACUUCAAAUUCAAGUCGGGGUUUUCGUCCUUAUUUCGAAGCAAGUCUGUAUCAAGACUACCUGAUGAAUCCACCGAUAGCGCCCAUCUCAACCUUGUCGCUAUCCUGCGAAAUGACAAAGUUAAACCACCUGCACUUCUUGAUCUUCGUCGCAGCCAAUACACCCUCAUCAUUCGAGCACUAGAGCGCCCAGUAUUCGCAAACGACUUGAUGCAACCAACCACAAACCCGCCGACAACGUUUAUGCGUCUCUAUCACGGGCGCUUACCGUGGUACAUCGAUGUCGUACCGUCAGGUAAUGGUUCCUACGUCACCUUGGGAGACUUUUUCAUGGCUGUAUGCCAAUCACUCUCUACACGGAUACGCAGAGAGGAGUUUUACAAUGAUGAGCUGGAUCGCGACGAUAGGGAGGAGCUUAAGCAGGCUUGGGAGGAGCGUUGUGGUACCGAGGAAGAACGGAUGGAUGGAGUGAAGAGGGUUGAUUUCUUGCGAGGAAAGGUUAUGUUUCAGGGUUUGACUCGCGGCAAGAGCGGCAUGUGGCAGCUGCGCACAGGGAGAAAUUACUAG